UCGUCAGCUCAGUGCAUUGCUGUUCUUUUGCUUGUUAUAUGGCUGUUUAAUUCUUUCUUGUACCAAUACCUCCUCCGACAAAGAUCUCGACUAUGAGAUCUCGAGCUGUUCGCGCCUCUUCCGGGCUGCUAUUCUCAAACCGUCAAGCUACGGCUGUACUUCCGCGCCCGACAACCUCGAUAUGCUCCCAAUGCCUUCGCGAUGAGCUUCUUUUGGCCGUUAUCCCCUCCGUUCACUCAAGAAAAUACCAUCCGUCACGACGAAGAGAUGUAUCACCCAUCGGCGCCGCUGUCUCAGCAGCGCAGACUCUUUUCACCAAGGGCUUCCCAAAAGCUCCGCCUGGCGUCUCAGUCGACCCAUUACGUAUCGUUGGGAAGGAAUUGAAGUUUCUGACCAAGAAUAUCAGAAAGUUAUUAGGCUCUGGCCACCCAAUGCUGGAUAAAGUUGCCAAAUAUUAUACAUGGAGCGAAGGGAAACACGUGCGACCAUUACUUGUCCUACUCAUGUCGCAAGCUACGGCUCUCGCCCCUCGCAACCCGCAUACACAUUCUACUUCCAUCUCCUCUCAACAACAAUCUUACAUCAGCGAACCCAUCAGCUCCCCGCUUGUCCUAGCAGAUGCGAACCCCGACACAAGUCCCCUGACAGCUCCCGCUGCCGAGUUGGAAGGUAUCUUUGGCGAAGAUCCGAAUAUUCUACCUGCUCAACGCCGACUGGCCGAAAUCACGGAACUGAUCCAUACAGCUUCUCUACUUCACGAUGAUGUGAUUGAUAACGCGGUGACUAGACGAUCGUCAAGCUCGGCAAACACGCAGUUCGGAAAUAAAAUGGCUGUCCUGGCUGGUGAUUUUCUCCUGGGUCGUGCCUCUGUCGCUUUGGCGCGACUACGAAAUCCGGAAGUUAUCGAGCUCCUGGCAACAGUCAUUGCGAAUUUGGUUGAAGGAGAAUUUAUGCAGUUGAAGAAUACUGCAUCUGAUGAACGAUCCCCCGUCUUUACCGAUGAUACUAUUACAUAUUACUUGCAAAAGACCUACCUCAAGACUGCUAGUCUGAUUAGCAAAUCCUGCCGCGCUGCAGCAUUGCUCGGAAAUAGUACCCCGGAUAUCGUCGAAGCUGCGUACUCGUAUGGCCGUAACUUAGGGCUUGCUUUCCAAUUGGUUGAUGAUAUGCUGGACUACACUGUCAACUCAGCUGAGUUUGGAAAGCCGGCUGGUGCCGAUCUUGAGUUGGGUCUUGCUACUGCGCCGUUGCUUUUUGCGUGGAAGGAGAAUCCUGAGUUGGGAGCUUUGGUGGGACGGAAAUUUGAGCAAGAGGGUGAUGUGGAAAGGGCCCGCGAACUUGUUGCUCGAAGUAACGGUAUCGAGCAGACCCGUGCUCUCGCCCAGGAAUACGCCGAUAAAGCCGCCGCUGCCAUCGACAUUCUCCCGGACAGCGAAGCGAAGAAUGGAUUACUCGACAUGUGCGAAAAGACGAUGAAGAGACGCAAGUAAAAGACAGCUAUUUGCAUCGAGAUCCUGCAUAUUGCGAUUAGACUCAUACACCAUUGUUGAAUGCUACAAGACGACCUUUCACCACUUCGACUCAGUAACAAAAAUCAACGAAUCGAACCAAUAAAUAUACAGAUGACUGAUAGGGUGAUACAUCCCUCUCCAACACAGCAUUAGAAAGCAUGUAUGAUUUUUUUUUCUGCUCCAUUUUCAUUAUAUGAACUCAACUCAAUCAAAUGGCAGGUGUUUUUCCUUGAUCUUGAGCAGUAUGCAGUGAGGUCAAAGGAGCAAUACCCUUGACAAGACAGAGGUAUAUGAGCAUGAUUCUUUGAACUAGGGGACAUUGUCGAAAGAUUUACAUGUUUUCAUUGCAUGCGUAGAGGUUUAUACUAUUGCUGUGUUAUUGUAUAGAUUAGAGAAAUGAAGAUUUAGAAGUUUUAUUGU
This is a messenger RNA of Talaromyces stipitatus ATCC 10500, 1931 nucleotides long. Its product is annotated as hexaprenyl pyrophosphate synthetase Coq1, putative. The record is from RefSeq and is a predicted model, not a curated record. Gene Ontology annotation, cellular component: transferase complex. Lineage: Eukaryota; Fungi; Ascomycota; Eurotiomycetes; Eurotiales; Trichocomaceae. The coding region runs from base 93 to 1490 and encodes 465 amino acids. Gene Ontology annotation, molecular function: prenyltransferase activity. The transcript has 2 exons. Gene Ontology annotation, biological process: isoprenoid biosynthetic process; ubiquinone biosynthetic process.